Tarenaya hassleriana is the source of this 1077-nucleotide messenger RNA. RefSeq lists its product as uncharacterized. NCBI's taxonomy places the organism in Eukaryota, Viridiplantae, Streptophyta, Magnoliopsida, Brassicales, Cleomaceae. The record is from RefSeq and is a predicted model, not a curated record. The coding region runs from base 103 to 867 and encodes 254 amino acids. The transcript has 2 exons.
AAUAUAGAAAAGAAUCUCCAUGAAAUUUCAAAGCUUCACACACUAUCAUUUCGAGACGCUCAAAACUUUCAGCCCUAGACCCUCCAAUAUAUAUAUGUAUGUAUGUAUACAUACAUACAUAUAUAUAUAUGUAUACCACAGCAUUCAGAUACACUCCAUCAUCGAACAGGAGAGAGAACGAGAGAGAGAGAGAUGGGGAACAUCAUUACGCGCAGAAGCAAGAAGGCGAAGGUGAUGAAGAUCGACGGCGAGACUUUCCAGCUAAAAACUCCGGCGACGGCGAGCGACGUCACUAAGGAAUAUCCCGGAUUCAUGCUAUUAGAUUCCGACGACGUCAAAAACUUCGGCGUUCGCGCCGAUCCGCUCGACCCGAAUCAGAUCUUAAAGCCGAAGAAGACGUAUUUUCUGGUGGACCUCCCGAAGCUUCCGCCGGAGAGGGCGGCGGCGAAGGCGGCGGAGGAGAGCAGCAAGUUUCUGUACCGGCGAGUGAUGUCCGGCAUCCAUAUCGGCGCGAAGGAGCGGUUGGAGCUGAUGAUGCUCUCCCGGCGAACGGUCUCCGACGUGACGAUCGCCAGAUCUGGCUUCGGAGAUGGACCAGAGCCGGAGCCGGAGACGACGAGGGUGAAGCUGAGGCUGCCGAGGGCUCAGGUGACGAAGCUCGUGGAAGAGAGCCGCGACGCUUCGGAGAUGGCGGAGAGGAUUGUCGGCCUCUACGUUGGAAAUUCCGGCGACAUUCACGGCGGUUGCGACGGUAAUUUCCGCCGGAAACUCGGGAUCGGAGAGAAAAAGGGGAAUUCAAAUCCGAAGGCCCAUAAGAAACGUGUUAGUUUUGCGGUGGACGAAGGAAGAGAAAUUGCCGUCAGAUAGAGAGCCAAGAACGCUAAAAAUUAUUUAAUCAUAUUAGACCAGAAGUUUUCUUUCAUUUUUUUUCCUUAUAUAUAUAUAUAUAUUAUUUAUGUAUUUUGGUUCGCAUUUCCGUGUUUAAGUCUGUCCCAUGAACCCGAACAGUUCUCUCCAGAUUUUACUUGUGGAUCUGUAAAUAAAACAUGUGAUAUGAAUAUAUGAUUUUGAAAGUAA